CCUGCCGUAUUUGAAUCUCUCCUCCACACUCCAGUGAAGAGAAAAGCAGGUUCUCACCAGCUCAAACACUACGAAAUGGCAACUCAGACGUCUCACUUUGAGGAGAACCUCCUGUGCCCUGUUUGCCGUGACAUCUUCAGAGAUCCCGUUCUCCUGCUGUGUUCUCAUAGCUUUUGCGGGGCCUGUCUGGAUCAGUACUGGGAGCUCAGCGGCUCACAGAUAUGCCCUGUAUGCCGGACAGACUUCUGCAUGGACCGUCCUCCAUGCAACCGCGCUCUGAAGAACCUGUGCGAGAUCUUCCUUCAGGAGAGAAGAAAGACAGUGUCAACGGAGCCUGAGUUAUUCUGCAGUAUGCAUGGAGAGAAACUUCAGCUCUUCUGUGUGGAGGACCAGCAUCUCUUGUGCAGUGUGUGUGUGACUGAUGACAUGCAUGUUAAACACACAUUCAGACCUGUGGAUGAAGCUGCAGUGGCUCUCAAGGAGGUGUUCAAAACAAGCCUGAAGCCUUUGCAAGAGAAGCACAAACUCUUGAAAUUAGAAAAAUUCAUCUGUAAUCAACGAGUGAAACGCAUCAAGAAUCAAGCUGAGCAAACAGAGGCACAUAUUAAGAAGGAGUUUGAGCAGCUUCGUCAGUUUUUGCGCGAUGAAGAGGCGGCCAGGGUAACAGCCCUGAAGGAGGAAGAGGAGCAGAAGAGGAAGCUGUUAGAGGAGCAGAUGAUAAGAAUUAACAGUGAACUCUCUUCUCUGGUAGAAAGAAUUCGGAUCACUGAGGAAGAGAUAGAGACCGACAACAUCUCAUUCCUGCUGAAGUACAAAGGCCCACCUGAGAGCACUCAGUGCACCACUCCCAGUCCAGAGAAGCUCCCAGAAGAGCUGAUCAAUAUGGCAAAGCACCUGGGAAAUCUGAAGUUCAGCGUGUGGCAGAAAAUGAAGUCUGCAGCUCAAUACAUUCCUGUAGUCCUCGACCCGAACACGGCUCACCCAUGCCUGCAUCUGUCUGACAGUCUGAGUGAUGUGAGGUUUGGUCAGUGGAGUCCACAGGCCUUGGGUUACUCAGACAAAUCUGAGGGCUAUACGAGCGUCCUGGGCUCUGAGGGCUUCAGCUCUGGGACUCACUACUGGGAUGUCGAGGUCGGUGACAACAGCACCUGGGCCUUGGGUGUGAUUUCAGAGUCUGCCAUCCGGACUCGAGACAAUCUGCCCAGUUCUGGUCUGUGGCGCCUGGGCUUUCACAAUGGCAAGUACGGACAAAGCCUUUCAGGGGAGUUCCUCACGCCGCUCACUGUGAAUCAGAAGGUCCAGCGCGUCAGAGUCCUGUUGGACUGGGACGGAGGGCGCGUGUCGUUCUUCAAUCCUCUCACCAGCACGCAUCUCCACACCUUCACACACGCUUUUAGCGAGAAAGUGUUUCCGUACUUCUGUAACGUGUGUUCGUCUCAAGCUCUGCGGAUCUUGCCGGUAGAAAUGGCUCCAGCAGGACCGGACGUACAGAGAUUUUCUGCAUUAACCAGCAAAAUAGAGAAGUAAAAAUCCUGCUCAUUUUCUAUGCAGAAAGAGAAAAUGAAUGGAAAAUUUCAAUAUAAUUUUUUUCCCCAAUACAUCACUGUGAAAGCUGCUGUGGUAGGCAGAGCUUACUGUAUAUUCAAAAGAUGUAACUGUGAAAUCUGCUGUGAUAAUUAGUUUCAUUUUUACUUUUACUGACAAGAAGUAAACAUAGUGCACACACACACAAUCAUAAGACAGCACUCUGGAAAUUAUAUUAAUUAUGUGAUGUAGGAUUUUCACGUUAGUUGUCCAGUGCAGUUUCAUGUUGUCUUGUCAUUUUUUGGCUUUUAUAUAUUAUUAUUUUAGAUAUUUAUGCAUAACUGUGAAGUGUUUAUUUUGUGUGUGUGUGGGCUUGCGUGACAAACAAUCCUGGUGUAAAUUGCGAAAUAUGAUUUAUCCCUGAACGUAUGAAGAAGACCCUUUCCACCAAAAACUCUCAACACAUUGCAAACAUAGCUCUGUUUCAAAGAGCACACUCUUUUGGUUCUUUCUUCUGUAUUUAUAUUGUAAGAGAAACAAAAGCAUGGUAUGAUGACAAAGUAUGAUAAACUGGAAAAUUGGAGACAUAUGUCGACAGAUAGACAUAUAGUAUUAUAGAAGUGUUAAAAUAUACUGUUAAGUGUCUAAUUAAUGGGACUCUGUUUUUAGUUUUGCAACUCAUCAGCUGAUUGAUAUAUUCUCAGUGCAAACGAAUUGAAUGCAUGUCCAAUAGUAAUGUAGAUCACAAUUAGUCCUUUACUUUAAAUACAUAUUAGAAAUAAAGAAUAAAAAGGGAAAGCUGUUUAGCAAUAUUAAUAAGUGUUUAGCUGUUAACCAAGUUUUAAGCAAUAAUAUUAUUUGGGAUCUUUAAACUAUCAAUUAUUCAAAGUAUGUUAAUAGCCUAUAUAUAUAAAAUAGUUUUGCAUAUGUAGUUUGUUGAGUAUCAUAUUUCAUAAUCAAUUUAUGCCUCAUAUAGGAGAAUAUGGACACCAUACUAAAGGAAAAACACCUCCGUUUUAUUCAGAAGAUCAAUUAGAUGCUAAUAUUUAUUUGGAUAAAAAAAAAAAAAAAAAAAAAAAAAAA
Carassius auratus (goldfish) is the source of this 2607-nucleotide messenger RNA. RefSeq names its product nuclear factor 7, brain-like. The record is from RefSeq and is a predicted model, not a curated record. Lineage: Eukaryota; Metazoa; Chordata; Actinopteri; Cypriniformes; Cyprinidae. The transcript has 6 exons. The coding region runs from base 76 to 1527 and encodes 483 amino acids. Gene Ontology annotation, molecular function: zinc ion binding; protein binding.